AUGGCGCCUCUUGCUCAUGACCCUUCGGGCUAUCUCAUGGAGCCGCCAGAGGGACAAACGAGAACUCUUGUUAACCCGCCGAGCAGUGGGAGCGGAGUUAUUCCUUGUGGUGUUACGACGACGAUCAUUGCUUCGAUUAUUGUUAUCUUGAGGGUCUUUACGAGGAGAUAUGUGGUUAAGAGUGUGUUGGGCGCUGAUGACUUUCUCAACCUUGGUGCUGGAAACCACAUGUGGGAUAUCCCAGUAGCCGAAUACGUUCCCAAGUUCUGGCAGACCAGCAUCGGAGCCACACUCACAUACGCUGCCAGCAUCAGUCUCGCCAAACUCUCUGUCCUCAGCUUCUAUCUUCGAAUCUCUCCUGAUAGAUUCGUCCGUCGAGCCGUCCAUGUCUUGAUGGCUCUCGUCUGCUCAUACACUUUCGUCUACGUCUGCCUCGUCGUGUUCCGAUGCCAGCCUGUAUCCGCAGGAUGGGACCUCACCAUCGAAGGAAAGUGUAUUGGCAUGGAUGUUCUAGUUAUCUUCCUGGCCAUCUGCAGUGUCGUCAUCGAUACUUUCGUUCUUUUGCUUCCGAUCCGCAUCGUCCAGCCUCUUCAGAUUCCAACUCGCCAAAAGAUCUCACUUGCUGUUCUCUUUGCCACUGGAGGCGUCAUCAUUGUCGUCACAAUCAGGAGGGCUACCAUCACUCUUCCCAUCUUGGAGGCACCCGACUAUACCUGGGCUCUUCCACGACAGCUUAUCUUGAGUUUCAUCGAGGUCAACACUAGCCUCGUCUGUGUUUCUGUCACAGCUCUCAAACCAUUCUGUGUUCGAUAUAUCCCCUUCCUCAUCCACCCUCGCUUUCACUCGCAGGAGAAGAACUCAAAGAAGUCCAACUCGCACAGUCAAGAGAAGAGAAAGAGUCAUACCCUCGACAACGAUUCAUACGAGAUGCCUCAUAGACGAGACUUCAGUGGCGAGAACCCUCAAGAAGAUGAAACACGUCUUUGUCCCGCGAUACCAGAGAACAAUGCCGCUCUGGAGUCAGACGGUGCAAUAGACACCGAGAGCGUUGAUAGCUCAGCCGAUCAAGUACCCCCAGUAGCCGCCAAGCCAAAACCUGCUCUAGCCAGUUUCUCUACCAAGCGCAGCCAGAGCGUUAAUGGCAUUCAAGUCACCCGGGAAACAGUCAUUACCUACGGACCCAAAGAUUAA
Molecule: messenger RNA, 1191 nt
Organism: Fusarium musae
Lineage: Eukaryota; Fungi; Ascomycota; Sordariomycetes; Hypocreales; Nectriaceae
Exons: 2
Coding region: 1-1191 (396 amino acids)
Source: RefSeq, a predicted model, not a curated record